Molecule: messenger RNA, 1470 nt
Organism: Sorex fumeus (smoky shrew)
Lineage: Eukaryota; Metazoa; Chordata; Mammalia; Eulipotyphla; Soricidae
Product: tripartite motif-containing protein 75-like
Exons: 1
Coding region: 1-1470 (489 amino acids)
Molecular function (GO): zinc ion binding
Source: RefSeq, a predicted model, not a curated record
AUGGAGGUGUGGGAAGCCCUGGCCAAAAUGCAGCCAGACCUCAUCUGUCGCAUCUGCCUGGACUACAUCAAUGACCCUGUCACCAUCGACUGCGGCCACAGCUUCUGCGACUCCUGCAUCCACAUGUCAUCGAAGGAACUGCAGGACACAUUCCCUUGUCCCGUGUGCCCGCAGUCCCGCCAGGAGAUGCGCGUCAGUGCCAACGCCCAGCUGGGCAGGCUGGUGGACCUGGCCAAGCUCCUGCACAGCUCCAGGAGCAGCGAGAUGGCAGUGGCAGAGGAGGGCAGGUGUGAGGAGCACAGGCAGGGAGUGAGCCUCUUCUGCGAGGAUGACCAGGAGCUGGUGUGUCCCCAGUGCGCCCAGGGCCCUACCCACCAGGGCCACCAGGUCAGGUCCAUAGGCGAGGCAGCGGCUCAUCACAGACAGAGGCUUGGUGACUGCAUCAAGUCCCUGAAGAAGCAGCUGGUAGAGCUGCAGAAGCUAGAAGUCGCCCAAGACAGAAACAUCCUGCAGCUGAGAGAGGACAUGGGAAAGCACAGGAAUCAGCUGGCCUUGGAAUUUGAGCAGCUCACCCAGUUUGUGGAGCGUGAGCACGAGGCUGCGCUCUGCAGGCUGACAGAAGAGGACAAACGCCUGCAGCAGCAGCUCAGGGCCAACCUGGAGGCCUACUCGGACCACAUCUCGGAGCUGAAGGACCUCAGACGGGAGGUGGCAGAGCGGAGCGUGAUGUCUGAGGAGAUGGUGCUGAGGGGCGUGAGGGGCCUGCAGCAGUGCUGUGCGGGCCUGCAGCCCCCGGCCGUGCAGCCCCUGUGCUUCUGGCCCGUGGCCUACAGCCUUCCUCCUCUGCACUCGCUGCUCAACAGCAUCAUCCGGAGAUUCCGAGAGCGCAUCAGCCUGGACCCCGACACGGCCCACCCCAGCCUGCGCGUGUCCCAGGACCUCCAGUCGGUGACCUGCGUGAGGGAGAGGUCCAAAGGGGAUGGCGACCCCUGGCCCUGGGAUGACACCGCCCAGCUGGUGGUCCUGGGCCGGGAGGGCUUCGCCUCUGGCUGCCACUACUGGGAGGUGCAGGUGGGUGCCAAGCCCGAGUGGGCCGUGGGCGUGUGCAGCGUGGUCCCUUCUGCGCAGACCUCGCGGCCUCUGGCGGCUCCCAAGAGAUGCUGGACGCUGCAGCUGCAGGACGGCGACUACCUGGCCAUGAGUGCGGGGCUGUGCCUCUGGCUCUCAGGGACCAGCCCACGGCUAUCGGCGUUUACCUGGACUGGGAGCUGGGCCAGCUUUCCUUCUACAACUUCGCCGACGGGUCUCACCUGCACUCGUUCACCGAGCCCUUUGCUCAAGAGCUCAAGCCCUACUUCUGCUUGGGGCCCGACUCCGCCCCUCUCUCUGUGGGCGCUGGUGGGGCUGAGGAUGGGUGAGCAUAUCCUGGGCUUCCCCCAUGCAUCAUGUAGUCAGCUUGUGUUCUUGUAA